Messenger RNA from Lepisosteus oculatus (spotted gar), 3324 nucleotides. The record is from RefSeq and is a predicted model, not a curated record. Lineage: Eukaryota; Metazoa; Chordata; Actinopteri; Semionotiformes; Lepisosteidae.
AGUUAACAGAAACGUCAGAUUACAUGGGGAGCAGCUGAAAUGUCUAGAAUGAACAAAACCAGCCUGUUCUACGCUGCACCGCAGUGCUAACUGUAAUGGCAGGUAAACAUUCCAGGGGCUGACAACAGGACCAGACCCGCUGGACUGCAGAACCAGUUGGACAGAACCCGUUAAUGAGAGUCUGUGUAACACUAAUUAGCAAUAAACAAGACGCAAGUGUAAGAGGGCAGCAGGUUCGGACAAAAUGGAAAUUCUUGUCUGAGCCACAUUUCCCAGAAGGCUUUGGGGGAAGGAGCUGCUGCCCUCAAGUCACCUGAAAACAGCUGUUCAGGUGACUUUCAGAGCUGAACUUCCUGUCCAGUCCUCCCAGCCGUCCUGAACUGCACGUCCUGGCUCAGCCCCUUCCUCUGGCCCAGUACUUCCAGGACGGUUGAAAAAGCAGGAAGCGGAGGCUUUCUGAGGCGAUUCCGAUCCGCUGUCUGAGGGACGGAGAGCAGAUGGGGUCUGCGCAGACUCGCUAGAGUGAGGAAGCAGCAACAGACCGGCAAUGCUUCUGCUGUCCUGCAGGUACUGGGCCCCACAAGAUAAAAAUCUUAUCUUGAGUCCAGGGGUGUGCAACGGGUCUGUCCAGUCACCCUGAGGCCGAGGCACUGAGGCCUGUGUGCAGCAUGUGGAGUCUCAGUGCCAGCGUAUCCUCUCCACUGUAGAGCACUGCUGUCCCACCCUGGUCCCUGAGGCCAGUGUGUGGACCCCUGAGGGUUUGAUCAGGUCGGUAAGAUGAUCAGUUCAAGGAAGUCAGGAACAGCCACUCAAUCUGAAACAUCUCAGCUGUUGUCAGCUCUUAAACCUGCUGGACGGCCCCUGUAAACCACUGCGGGUCAUAAACUACAACCCAAAGCUUCAGAGCAGGAAAAGACACUUGCAAAAAUUCCAGUCAGUCAACUCGUUAGUUCACUUCAGUAAUGACGCUGUGCAGGAAUGAAAGCCAACAGGUUUGGACCUCUGAGACCUGCACAGGGGACACCUGCUCUCAGCUGCCUUUGUGUACAAGUGCUUCACGUCCGGGUCCAGCCUGAAAUCGGCCGCAGCUGCUGGACUGGGGAUCUCCGGGACACCCCGUCUGUGUGUCUGUCCCGCCACGGUGUUUGCACCGACACAGCCUGACGGCACCGAAUCGUUCGUUACAUCGCGAUUAGCGACACCUUCGGGUCUCAAAACAAGACAUUUUGUUUAACCGUGUUCACCCGUGUCCCUGACGUACUGUAUUUCCUUGAUCCUGGCCUCUUUUGGACUCCGGACGCUGCAGUUCACGAACCCGGACCCAGUCCAAUUCGGGACCGGCGCUAGAGGCGACUCUGCUGCCGGUCACGGUGUCCCAGCCGUUACAGGCGGGAGGCUCCCCGGCGCCGGCGCUCGCUGGAGACACACCCACCUCGUCCCGGGGCUGGUCCGCCACGGCACCCCGGAGGUCUGGCGUGUCUGUAUGUAUGUCCUCAGCGGUGCGAGGCACGGUCGAGGGCCAAGAAGAAACAGGCUGUAGGAUUUGGAUGUGCGGGGAAGGCGGCUGCACGUCUGCGCAGCGCCUGCGAGCAGCUGCGCUCGUUCAGGGCUGCUGCUCCAGCUGCGCUCUGUUCCCCCGUCGGGACAGAUGGAGUCCACACAGCGUUUGUUUAAAGCACAGAUUCAUGCAACCCCCCACCAACACGCCUCCCCCCGAUGUUCCGGGCGCAGGAUUAUGAGGUUUCUGCAGCGAGACGACCUGCGGCUGCGUAGGGCAAUAAUGAAGCGCAGAAUUGAAUGACCGCUGUAGUUCCGAGUUCAAAUGCCGACCACCACACCGCAAAGCUGUCUGUGGGAGUGAUCGUUUUUUUUUUUUUUGGUGUUACACAGUGUGCUGCUGGUGCAAUUGAAGGGAUCAUCCCAAACAGAGACCAGUAAUCCGCGCAGUGUGGCACUAGAACAUCAAGAACACCGUUUAGUAUUUAUUUUGAUUAAAUUUCCAGUUGGAAUUUGCAGGGAGGCUCAAAGGUCUGUAGUGAACUGAAAUCUACGGGCGGGGGAUUCCACCUGUCCUGAAUGUAGGGCUCUCUGACGCAUGUCUUCGAUUUCACAGUAGUGUCAGCGCAUACAGACCUGCGCUCCUCUGGACCCUAGAAAUCGAACUGCGCCGAUCGUGCCGACACUACGGUAGGCGGGUGACCCGGUGACCCCGCUGGGGGCGUGGCUCCAGCCAGGAAGGCGGAACUGCGCUGGAUGCGUGCCUGUUUCGGGGGCGAAACCGAGUCGACGGCGCAGUUUAGGUUCCAGGUUGGACUUGCUGGUGAGGUUCAGUGCUUACCCGGGAUGUCGGAGGCGGCGACGGCGGCGGCGUUCCGAGCGCAGCUCGACUCCGUCAUGCGGCUGCUGCUGAAAGCGGCCGUGGGGGAGAUUGCCAAGCUGGUGGAGGAGAGCUUCGCCGACUUCCAGCUCCGGCUCGCCCGCAGCGCGCAGGAGAACGAGAGCCUGAAGCUGAGGCUGCGCCUGGCGCAGAAGGAGCUGCGAGCGGCGCGACAGUGUCUGUCCGCGAACAGCAGGAGCCCCGGCCGCGGGCAGGAACGCCACACUCAGACGACACCCUCGGCAGCCGCUAGCGGCCGCCAGGACUGCUAUGGAAUGACGGGCAAUUCCUGCAUCCAGCAGUGGUGCAACAGCACGCCUCAACAGCGCCGCCCUGGUGUAGGUCAGGAGGAACUGCCCGGACCAGAUUUCGCUUUCAUUCCGGAUCCGAGAGCUCCCUGUGCAGACAACAGCGAAACACGCACACAAGGGAGAACUCAGCGGCCUGGCACCGCAUGGCCGGGCCCGCAGGCCAUGGAAGACUCCCGUGCUGAUCCACACUCUGGCCAGCAGGGGGCGUGCAAGGUGGAGCGGGACCCCUUCGUCUUGGAGACGGGCGACACCCGCUGCACGGGUGGGGAGGAUGCGGCUCCGGGGCCCACAGGCGGCACCGGGGGAGAGGAGAGGGGGAGCGGGCCAGAGCCCUCACUCCAGGUCAAAGAGGAGAGGUGUGAGCAGGACUGGACCGCCCUCGGGCCGCGGGCGUUCCGGUGCCCCGAGUGCGGGAGGGUCUUCCCGCAGGCCGGCCAGCUGCGGCUGCACCAGCGCUCCCACGCCGGCGAGCGCGCCUUCCCCUGCCCGCAGUGCUGGAAGAGCUUCCGGCGCUCCGACAACCUGCGCCGCCACCUGCUCAUCCACACGGGCGAGAAGCCCUACCGCUGCACGCGCUGCGCCCGCAACUUCCGCCACCUGCACAGCCUGAAGAAGCACAAGUGCGUCGCGCCCUGA